Caenorhabditis auriculariae is the source of this 517-nucleotide messenger RNA. The record is from the annotation of a GenBank genome assembly. Lineage: Eukaryota; Metazoa; Nematoda; Chromadorea; Rhabditida; Rhabditidae.
AUGCUCCUUCCAAACAGGGUGUUACUAAACGCAGCGUUGCAUUGGAAAUGUGUCCCUUGCAUCUCGAUUCAAGGUAAGCUUUUUUCUUUGUCACGAAAUUGAUUCAAACGGUCUUCAGUGCGAGAAAAUGCGUGGCGAGCAAGCUUGGGAAAGGUAUCUCGGAAGGAAUACUUGAAACGGUUUCAAGUGCGGCUGAUUAGACCAGAUGGAUCAACUAUUAUGGUACCAUCCAGUGAGCCGAGACAGGUGAUUUUUUCAUUUUUAUUUUUUGAGAAGUACUUUUUCAGGUUUUCCAAUCCGCAAUCGACAUCAAGCAGUUGAGUGAAGAUGAGCGAAGGCAACGUUUGGCCGCCAGGAAACCAAAGGCGAAGAAAAUUGUCCAGGUUUUGUUUUAUUCAAAGUUUCUUUUGUUGAAAGUGUGAAUUUCCAGGAAAACAUUGACGAUAACUUCGACGCCGGUGAAUACAUGAAGUUUUUCGAUGCACCUUCUACAAAAAAAACCAAAUCGUCAAAUUGA